Molecule: messenger RNA, 794 nt
Organism: Coffea arabica (coffee)
Lineage: Eukaryota; Viridiplantae; Streptophyta; Magnoliopsida; Gentianales; Rubiaceae
Product: CASP-like protein 1B2
Source: RefSeq, a predicted model, not a curated record
CAAACAUCAUUAUACACAUAUUUACUCGCUCCUUUCUUGAUUGUUUGCCAUGGCUGAUGAGAAAGUUGUGGAAGGGGCAGAGAAUGGAGCUUGCCAAACACCAGUGGUUAGUGCUAACAAGGCAAAUGAUUGGCUAAUCUUUUUGCUGAGGCUGUUUGCCUUUUUUGCAACUGUAUCAGCCACAGUGGUGAUGGCCAUAAACAAGCAAACCUUAACAGUUGUUGUUGCCACUAUUGGAAGAACUCCAAUUCAGGCCAGUGUCACAGCCAAGUUUCAGCACACCCCAGCAUUUAUAUUCUUUGUGAUAGCUAAUGGUUUGGCAAGCAUUCAUAACUUGCUAAUGCUAAUAGUGGAGCUCAUAGGCCACAAGUUUGAUUUCAAGGGUCUCCGGUAUUUGCUGAUUCCGAUCCUAGACAUGCUGAACGUUGCUCUGGUGUCUGGUGGUACAAGUGCAGCAGUUUUCAUUGGUGAGCUUGCUCGAAAUGGAAAUUCUCAUGCAAAAUGGAACAAAAUCUGUGACAAGUUCAGCACUUAUUGUAACCAUGGAGGUGGAGCCAUGAUUGCAUCUUCCAUAGGGCUAGUCCUGAUGAUCAUUGUCACUGUUAUUUCUAUCACCAAACUUCGGAUUCAGAAGUCUCAGAACUACUCUAGACUUCCUUAAUAUAUAUGAUGCACUCUUUUUCCUGUUUUUGUGUGUGCUCGAUCUACUGCUCUUUUACAGCCAAAGAAGAGCAUUUGUACAUAGUGUGGAUUGUAUGUUAGUUGAGUUCAAUCAUUGUAAUUGAGUUUUCAAU